Molecule: messenger RNA, 3657 nt
Organism: Salvia hispanica
Lineage: Eukaryota; Viridiplantae; Streptophyta; Magnoliopsida; Lamiales; Lamiaceae
Product: receptor like protein 27-like
Molecular function (GO): protein binding
Source: RefSeq, a predicted model, not a curated record
AUGCUUCCAAACUUCUUGUUGCUCACUUAUAUACUAACUUUGUCUUUCAUUAUCACCACUCAUUCAUAUACUAGCAGAUGCCUUCGUCAUCAGGAAAUCUUGUUGCUUCAGCUCAAGGAUGAGUUGAUCUUCAAUUCUUCUCAUUCGACAAAACUGGUGCGAUGGAAUGAAAGUGGCGAGUGUUGUAAGUGGCACGGUGUGGUAUGUGAUGCAUCUGGCUAUGUCGUUAGUUUGGAGCUCGAUGAUGAGGCCAUUUAUGGCGGAAUUGGGGAUUCGUCGAGUCUCUUCAGAUUUAAAUAUCUGCAAAAGCUUAACCUCGCCUUCAAUGACUUCAACUACACUCAUCCCAUUCCAAAAGGUAUUGGCAAUCUUACUUAUUUGACACACUUGAAUUUGUCAAAUACUGGUUUUGGUGGACAGGUUCCUUUUGAAAUUUCAUCCUUAACGAGAUUGGCUAGUCUCGAUAUCUCCAAUGAGUAUGCCAAUAUUUUAUGUCUUGAGCACCCGAAUUUGGAGAUGCUUGUCCGAAAUCUAACGGAGCUUAGAGAGCUCUAUCUUGACGGUGUCAAUAUCACUUCCUUUGACGAAAGGAGAAAAUGGAGCCAUAUUGUAUCAUCAUAUUUACCCAACCUCACAUCUUUAAGUUUCUCUUCUUGUUUUCUCUUUGGCCCUUUAGCAAGGUCGUUUUGGCAACUUCAUUCCCUCUCGAUUCUUCGACUAGAUUUCACCAAGCUUUCAACAGUAGCAGUUCCGGACUUGUUCACCAGUUUUCCAAAUCUUACCACCUUAAGUCUUGCUAGAUGUAGUUUAAAGGGCUCUAUUCCAUCCAGCUUUUCUAACCUGACCAAGCUGAUUCAUGUCGAUUUGACGAGUAACUUCUUGACAGGCUCACUUUCUUCUACACUAUUUGAAGGUCUUUCCAAUCUUGUUUAUUUAGAUUUGGGAUUUAACUCAUUCUCUGGAAAUGUUCCCCAUUCUCUGUUUGCUCUCCCUUCAUUGUUGGAACUUGAUCUUAGAAGCAAUAAAUUUAAUGGCACUUUCCAACUAGACAACCUUCGAAACCUUGCCAAUCUCACAUUUCUUGCUCUAUCUCAAAAUCGCUUGUCGGUAGAUGUUGGCAACGUCAAUUCAACUUCAUAUGGAUGUCUCCAAUUAAAAGUGUUAUACCUAGCUUCAUGCAACUUGUCCCAUUUUCCUGAUUUCAUCAGACAUUUGGAUAUGGAAGGAUUGGAGCUUUCAGACAAUCGGAUCGCUGGGGAAAUACCUAGCUGGAUUUGGGGAAAACAACUUAUGUUUCUAAACCUCUCACAUAAUCUUCUGACAGAUCUCCAAAAGCCUUACCAUAUCCCCACUUCUCUUCAGUUCCUAGACUUGCAUUCUAACCGGUUUAGAGGCGAGGUGCGGCUUCCCCUUCCACUUGAAUCUCAACUAUGGUACUUGUCUCUUGCUAAUAACAGUUUAAGUGGAUCAAUUGCAACCUCUCUAUGCAAUGCCAAACACCUCGACUCUCUUGACUUUUCUGGAAAUAAAUUAAGUGGGAGGAUACCCCCUUGCGUACUUGAAAACGUUAGGGGGCUUGAUCUCAGUCGAAACAACAUCAGUGGUAGCAUUCCAGAUAUUUUCUCCAAGGAUUGUAGGCUACAAUAUUUGGAGCUUAACAAUAAUAAUUUAGAUGGGAAGAUCCCGAAGUCCCUCAAAAGUUGUAGGUCGUUGAAGUUCUUGGAUGUCGGGAACAACAACAUCAAUGACAGCUUCCCUUGCAUGUUACCAUCGCGGUUGCUCGUGCUUGUUUUGCACUCCAACAGAUUCUAUGGGGAAGUGAGAUGUCACCACAACUGGCCAGAUCUCCAAGUUCUAGAUAUAUCUUCGAAUUAUUUCAGUGGAAGUUUAAAAUCAAUAAACUUCUCUAGUUGGAGGGCUAUGGUGCUACAGAGUGACGAACAUUUGAGGCGCAACAGCAUAAACGUUAAGUGCAUGCUAUCAUCAAUGACAUUGCGUGUUCUUGUUUUGCACUCCAAUGGAAGAGUGAGAUGUCACAACAAUUGGGCAGAAUUCCCUGUUAUAGAUACAUCUUCGAACUAUUUUAGUGGAAGUCUAGAAUCAUUGGACUUCUCUAGUUGGAGGGAUAGGAUACUACAGAGUGAUGAACAACUAUGGCUCCGUUAUAACUCUGUGAGGAGCUCACCAAGUGUGACAUUAAUCAUGAAAGGGCUAAAUUUAGAGCUCCACAACAUUUGGCGAGACUUUGGCAGCAUUGAUUUCUCUUCCAAUAAUUUCCAUGGAGAGAUUCCAAAUGCAAUUGGUGAUCUUACCUCGCUUCAUCAUCUCAACUUCUCCCUCAAUACCCUCAACGGAAGCAUACCAAAGUCAUUUGGUCAGUUGAGGAAUCUCGAAUCACUCGACCUCUCUGGAAACCAACUAACAGGGAUGAUACCAGUGGAGCUUGCAAGCAUUACAUUCCUUUCAUUCUUGAAUCUGUCCUACAAUAAGUUGGUCGGAGUCAUCCCAAAUGGCCCUCAAUUUCAAACAUUUACAAAUGAUGACUUUGAGGGAAAUGCAGGGCUUUGUGGUUUCCCUCUCAACAAAAGCUGCAGUCAUACUGAUGACAAUGACAGUGAGCUAUCACCGCGAGAACAUGAAGAUGUGGAAGAGAAGAGGGAGAUUGAGUGGGAAUACGUAUCAGCUGCACUUGGAUACGUUGUGGGUGUAGGGAUCAUUGUGUGGCUACUUCUAUUUUGCAGAAGAUUCAGAGAGAAAUAUUUCGGCAAAAUAGAAGAAGUUGAAGGCAUAUUCAUUGCCAGAGACAUGAGAAGACGGCGUACAAGAAUGGUAGCCAGGAAUCGAGCCAGGAGACAUGGAAUCAGAGCCACGGGGGGAUUAUGGCGGCACGCCAAGUCGCUUAAGGAGGUGGGCAAGUGGAAUCCUCUUUCGAGAGGGGAUUCGCUCUGGAAAGUUGAUCAUGAGGAAUCUGCUGCUGAAAUGUGGAAAUUACUUGAUACUCUAUAUACUGAAACCUCUAUGUCUUCAAGAAUUUAUCUGCUUGAAAAAUUGAUUAAGUUUAAGCUGGAUCUUGCUAAAGAUAUAGAUGAUAUUAAUGUUGAUAGGUUUAAGAAGCUUGUUCAUGACAUUAAGAGAUCAGGUGAUAAAACAAUAGAUGAAUACACUAGCAUAGCUCUGAUGAAUGCCAUGAUGAAUGCCAUUCCUGACUCCUAUAGUGAUGUUAAGGCUGCCAUUAAGUAUGGUAGAGACUCUGCUCCUCUAGACCUUAUAAUUAGCUCCCUGAAAUCCAAAGAACUUGAGCUUAGGGAGAGAGCUGCUGAUAAGAAUGCUUAUAACAAAGUGUUGAAUGUCAGAGGAAGAUCUAAAUCUAGAGGGGGCAAUGAGACCAGUAGUGGCUCUGGUAAUACCUCUAACUCUAGGAAAAAGUUUAAGUCCAGGUCUAGAAGUAAAGAUCCUAAAACCUAUAGGAGGUGUUUCAACUGUGGUGAAGUUGGGCACAAUAAGAAAGCCUGCACCAAACCCAAGAAGAAUAAGUUUCCCAACCACAAUGCCCAAGUUGAAACCCUUGUAAAUGUUGCUACUUAUGAUAAUGUGAAUGAUUCUGUCUUUUUACAUCUAAUGAUUGGUUAUGUGAUUCUGGAUGUACUUAUCAUAUGA